Molecule: messenger RNA, 747 nt
Organism: Salvia splendens (bonfire salvia)
Lineage: Eukaryota; Viridiplantae; Streptophyta; Magnoliopsida; Lamiales; Lamiaceae
Product: p21-activated protein kinase-interacting protein 1-like
Exons: 3
Coding region: 1-747 (248 amino acids)
Molecular function (GO): protein binding
Source: RefSeq, a predicted model, not a curated record
AUGAAUGAUCAUGCAUGCAACAUUCUCUCUCCUCCCUCCCGUAAAACCGAUGGCUCGAUCUCCAUCUACGACGCCGAUCCCUUCGUGCUCCUCAAAACCGUCAAAAUUCACAGAAAAUCGAUCAAUUCGAUGUCCGUGCAUCCCUCGGGGAAGCUGGCGCUUACCGUAGGCCACGAUCAGUGCCUGGCGCUGGUCAAUUUGGUGCGAGGAAGGCGGAGCUUCUACUGCAAGCUCGGCAAGGAAGCGUCGCAUGUGCAUUUCAUUGAAAGCGGCGAGAAAUUUUCCAUGGUAGUCGACGAUAAAGUCAGUAUUCAUGAAUCCGAGGAUGCGAAGCUGAUUGUUGAGCUGGAUAAUACGAAGAAAGUCCUCUGUGCUGCUUCCGGCGCUAAUGGCAUGUUAUUUACUGGUGGAGAAGAUAGGAACAUCACGGCCUGGGAGACAGCCAGCGGGAAAUCGGCCUACACUAUUGGAAAUGCCCAUGCAGCUCGUGUCAAAGGCAUUGUUGUGUUAUCUAAGAGUAGUGCUGAUUCAGGGGCAGAGGAUCCUGAUCUAGUGGCAUCUGCGUCAUCUGAUGGGGUAAUACGCGUCUGGGACGUGAGGAUGGCUGUUGAAGGGAAACCAUUGAGUGAGGUUCAUACCAAAUCGAGGCUCACUUGCCUUGCCGGAUCAUCUAUCCGAUCUUUGAAACGACCGCGGAUUGAAGCGUUGAACACAAAUGGAAAUUUGGAUACAACUGUGGAAUCAUAG